AUGGCGCUUAUUCCGAGCAUUUUCGGUGGUCGCCGGAGCAACGUCUUUGAUCCAUUCUCUCUUGACAUUUGGGAUCCAUUUGAGGGCUUUCCCUCCUCGACCACCCUCUCUGACCUUCCCUCUUCAGCUCGUGAGACCUCUGCGUUCGCCAACACUCGCAUUGAUUGGAAGGAGACGCCGGAGGCCGAUUUGCCGGGACUGAAGAAGGAAGAGGUGAAAGUGGAGGUGGAAGAGGGGAGAGUUUUACAGAUUAGUGGAGAGAGAAACAAAGAGCUGGAGGAGAAGAACGACAAGUGGCACCGCGUGGAGAGGAGCAGUGGGAAGUUCCUCCGGCGGUUCAGGCUGCCGGAGAAUGUGAAGGUGGAUCAAAUCAAGGCUAGUAUGGAGAAUGGUGUGCUUACUGUGACAGUUCCAAAACUGCCCAAGAAGAAACCAGACGUCAAGGCAAUUGACAUCUCGGGCUACAUGUUUUCAUGGAUGGGUUUGCAUGGAUUGAUCGCGAAUGGGAGUGUGUGGAGUCCCUUAAUUCGGUAUGUAAUGUCACCGUGA
Ilex paraguariensis (yerba mate) is the source of this 549-nucleotide messenger RNA. NCBI's taxonomy places the organism in Eukaryota, Viridiplantae, Streptophyta, Magnoliopsida, Aquifoliales, Aquifoliaceae. The record is from the annotation of a GenBank genome assembly.